AUCUAUAUUGGUUUAUAGUGUAUAGAGGUGGUUUGACAGAGUUUUAGUCACCAUAACAAGUAUUUUUUUUAAAAGGCUAAGAAUUAAGCGGAACCUUACUUGUAUCGCUCCGUUGUUCGAACGCAUUUCAGAGACGGACCACACCCGGGAAUGGCGGAAAAAUAACAGUACGGUCCAGUUUAUUAGUUUUGGUUUAUUUAAUCUGUUACCUUCAGUUUGUUUAGUCAUGUGGUUGUUUUUUGUAGUUUGAAUGAACUCCGUUGCUAAUGCUAAGCUAACGCUAAAGAUGUGGCGGAAAGGCUCGUCUGAGGGCUCAGACCGGUUUGAAUACCUACAAACUCUGGUCACCGAGUUUCAGGACACCGACAGUGAAGAGGCAAAGGAGCAGGUGCUGGCUAACCUGGCCAACUUUGCGUACGACCCGAAGAACAUGGAGCAUCUGAGGGAGCUGCAGGUGGCCGACCUCUUCUUGGACAUGCUCACAGAGGAGAAUGAGAACGUUGUGGAGUUUGGGAUGGGGGGGCUGUGUAACAUGAGUAUGGACCCUGAAUGCAGAGACAUUAUCCUGCAGAGCAGCGGAAUCAGCUUGGUCACAAAUUGUCUGUCGAGCCGGAGGGAAGAGACCGUCCUGUCAGCCAUCACUACACUAAUGAACCUCACAAAGCCCUCGUCACGCUCUGAGAUCACCGAUCCGGCCAUCCUUCAGUGCAUGCUGCGCUUCUCCCUGUCAGACAGCCCCCGCCUGCGCAACCUGGCCGCCGUGUUCCUGCAGGACUGCUGCACUGAGGAGCAGGUGGCCCGAGCAGAGCAGCAGAUGCAGGGACAGCAGACAGCAGUCGGCAUCCCGCUGCCAAAGGACUAAAUCACAGCUGAGGUAUUCAUGUGUGUAGGUGGAUAAAUUUGCUCUCUGUGAGAGCAUGAGAAACAUAUAUGGUCAAAAAUAUAUGGACACUCAAACAUUACACUCAUAUGUGAUCAUUGAACUUCCUGUUCUGACACCGUGUGCACAAAUCUACUUUUUUGUCAGCCUCCGCUCUUCGGGUUUCAGUCUUUUCACCAGAUGUUGAACCUGCUGCAGGGCUUUUCUCCCUUCAGUCACCGGAGCAUUAGUGAGGACCAUCACCAGUGUUGGGUGAUGAGCUCUGGCUCUCUGUCGGUGAUCCAGCUCAGGUGUUGAGGUCAGAGCUCUGCGCAGUUCAAUCAAGUUCUUCCACACCAAACUGGGAAAAGCAUUUCUUUAAGAGCUGCUUUAUGGAGGGGGGCAUCGUCAUGUUGAAACAGGAAAGGAGAUGUUGCAGCUGAUCAGAAGUGCUAUUCUUAUCGCAGCUCUGAGGUUUUCCUUAAUUGUCCACAUAUUUUUGGCCAUAUAGUGUGUUUUUAAGGCUUAAGAACUUGUAAUCUUAAUGUUGCAGUAAGCAGACGUGCUUCAGUGAUGCCUGCAGCCUGAGUUAUGACGAGCUUUGUCUUCUGGUGCAUCUUCAUUCCCUCACGUGUAGAUUUAACCUGUAGAUUCUGGCCGGCUGCAGUUUCCAUCGAAGUGCACGUGAUGUGCUUGGAUUUAAGUGUUGUGCUCCUUCUUACCACAUGAGGGAGACGGGAUAGUCUUUAUUAAGCUGAAGGGCUGUUCUGCUCUCCACAGUAUUGAGUGCUUGAGAGAUUAAUACAGUUGACUACUGAUGGCACAAAAACAGCAUGUGAGCAGUUGAAGUUUGUUGACUUCCAAAAAAGAAUUGGCAGAAUCUCACUUGUAAAAUCAGGCUCGCGGACUGUAAUAUCAAUAUCACCACCUAUUUCCCCCAAAACUGUCCAUUUCUUAGGCUUUGAAGUGAUUUCCUAAAACCUGGUUUGCAUGCCGGAGCCUGUUAAAGCCAACUGAUUGACUCUUGCACUUGGCACCCUCUAUAAGAAUACCAUGUCCUGAAACUUUAAAUCCAAAAUAUGUAAAAUAAAAAAUGCUAAAUAAACCUUGAGGUUCACCGUUGAGAGCCAGGAGAGCCCGUUUGUUUUCUUCUGGGCUCUUAAGAGCUAUUUCUGGGCCGAGUCCUUCAGGUCUAGACAGAAGACGACAUCUGAUCCCGCAGCCCAGCUUCAGUUGGACUGCACACGUAGCCCGGUCAGACUCGGGAGGAAAUUCUUUACAGCUUUCGACCGUGUGUCUGUGAUACUCGCUGAACGCCACAAAGUUCUCAUUUUCAAUUAGUGUGUGUGUGUAAGUGUGUAUUUGUUUCUGAAUGACAUUCCAAGGGCUCACAAGGCGUGCACCCGCCACCGAGAUCAAUAAAAAUACCUUCAUUCUUCCCGUAAAAAGAGAAACACCCAUGCCUGGUUUUAAUAAUGUGGUACAAAGUUUAUUUCAAGUUGAUGUAAAAUAUAUUUUUAUAGCAGGAUAAAACAGGAACUGUGGAGAACGGAGUGGUUCCACUCCAGGUUCUGCACUGUUCUUCAGUGCUGUUUGAGUGCAGUGAGACGGACGGAGAGAGAUCCGUCUGUCGCUUUUGGUUUCACAUUUCUGUUACACCUACAUUACAGAGUAGGAUGUUUUUGCUAACACUUUAUUUCAAGGUACACAUUCACCAUUAGCUAGUUGCCUGUAAGCAUGCAUAUAUGUUUGUAUUUUAUAUUUCUCUCUUCUAUUGCUAUUUUUUCCUACUGCUGCUGCCUGUGAGACCCACAUUUAUUAGUAAUUGAUGCAUUAGCUGGGAGCUAUUUUCAGCUGUGGAUUCAUGCAUAUUUGGUGCUCAGUGAGUAUUUGUGGCAGCAGGACAUUGGUGUGUUCAUGCUAUUGAAGCAACAGUGUUUUGUACUUUAGUAUACACAGGUAAUACUUCUAACAUCAAUUAAUUGUUGGUUUUGGUCAUUUCAUGGGAUUUGUUGACAGUAAGAAAAAUGCGUAAUUUGACUACACUCAUCCCUUUAACAGCUGGUUACAGAGGAUACAGACGACCAUGUGGCUCAGCGUGUAGCUUCAUACCCAGCCAUCACACAUCUACCGUCUGCUGUUACUUCUGGAGACGUGUUGAGAUGUUCUGAUGGAGGGGUGUUCAUCCCAAUUGGUGUUUGUGGUUCACGGCAACUGAAUGCUCUUUACACGCGAGGUGGCCCCGUCAUUUUCCCUCAUCCAUCCCCAGCAGCUUCUCAGCCUCCAGGCGGAGUUUAUUCUUCUGGAUCUGAGAAGAGAAAGAAAAUGUGAAUCGUGUUUCUCCGGGUUGGAAGUUCAGUUUAAAUGUUAGCGAUCAAAACUGAACAUCUGAGCGAUAUGACGAUAAACACGUGAGACGGAGACCGCAGACGAAUGAGCAGGGCUGCUUUACAUCAAUGUGAUGAACUACGUUGAUUUAUCAGGGCUUGAGCUCACUGCAUUAGCAGGAAACAGUAACUCACAUCUGCUUAUUUUAUGUGCAACUGAAUUUACAGAAAAUCACGUAAAGAUACAACAAAUUAAAGUUUAGGGUUGCAGCUCGUGGCCUGGCUUUGUCCAAAGCUAACAACAUCUGCCUUCUUCUACAUGAACACAUUCUAUAUCGUCUGUUUAAUUCCUACAAAAACACACAUAAUCCCUUUUAAAACAGUGAAUAGUUUUUACAUUUUGCUUUUCACAGAGAUAAAGUGAAAUAAAAGGUGUUGAUUAAUGAACUUCAGAGGAGCUGGCAGGUGGAUCCUGUUAGAUCUCGACAGAGCCAGGCUCACUGUUUACUCCUGUUUCCUGUCUUUGUGCUAAGCUAAGAUAAUCAGAUGCUAGCUGUAGCUUAUUUACUUCAGUCCUGAAAGUAGUGUCAAUAUUCUCUCUGCAAGAAAGCUCUUUAUUUCUGAACCUGUUGAACUGUUCCUUUACAGUAACUGUACAUGCAUCAUUUUGCACCCUCAGAAAUAAAAGAACUGGGAAUCCCUGGAGCCAAAAAUGCUGCCUUCAAGGGCAGCCGACAACAGUACAAUGUCAUUUGUCUGGAAACAGAUGAACGCGGGGACAAACUAGUCCACAGGCUUUCAAAUGUGACCACAGUGUUGAUGUUUUGGACCCAGAAGUCCCGGGAACUGUUAAUACUGAGUGGAUUAUCCUGCGAAAUGAAGUGAAGGAGUUUUAGAUUGAAGGGCUGGUUUUAUCUGAUACGCUGCUUUGGGACUAGGUCCGCCGCCCUUCUGGGUUCAUCUAACAGGACCUGGUGUGCGUGCAGACAAGCUAAUAGUUCCCUUUCCCUCCUGUCUGGGGGCAUUCAGGGCAGGCCCGCUCAAACACGACGUCGUGUCUAUACAGUCAUUUCAAACAGCAUCCCAAGAGAGAAACGCCAGAACCCGAGGGGACUAAUUUAUCACCGACUGUUACAGCAGCUGCUAAUUAUAGAUCUGUUUCUGUAGUCUGGACACACGUCCACUUACAACCGUGAUUCCAGAAAAGUUGGGACUCUGUCUGAAACGUAAUCUGAGUUUACUGACAGCAGUUUCCUGAAGAGU
Messenger RNA from Chelmon rostratus (copperband butterflyfish), 4449 nucleotides. RefSeq names its product armadillo repeat containing 7 (gene armc7). The coding region runs from base 251 to 862 and encodes 203 amino acids. The transcript has 3 exons. The record is from RefSeq and is a predicted model, not a curated record. Lineage: Eukaryota; Metazoa; Chordata; Actinopteri; Chaetodontiformes; Chaetodontidae.